Loxodonta africana (African savanna elephant) is the source of this 6593-nucleotide messenger RNA. It is a transcript of the gene TAL1, whose product is annotated as TAL bHLH transcription factor 1, erythroid differentiation factor. The transcript has 5 exons. The coding region runs from base 2939 to 3952 and encodes 337 amino acids. The record is from RefSeq and is a predicted model, not a curated record. Gene Ontology annotation, biological process: regulation of transcription by RNA polymerase II. NCBI's taxonomy places the organism in Eukaryota, Metazoa, Chordata, Mammalia, Proboscidea, Elephantidae. Gene Ontology annotation, molecular function: RNA polymerase II cis-regulatory region sequence-specific DNA binding; DNA-binding transcription factor activity, RNA polymerase II-specific; protein dimerization activity.
CCCGCCCCUCGCCCGCAGAAGAGGUCUUCGCUCUUUUCCACUCGGUUUCUUUCGAUGGGGCGCAUUUUCCACGACGCCCCCGCCCUUGCCGCCGCCGCCCCUCCCGCCUCGAAGACUCUCUUCCUUCCUUCCCCUUUUUCCUUACGCAAUAUACAGAAAUGCGCGAGACGGUGGUUGGUUUUCAUUUCUUCUUCGUGGUUGUGUGCAUGCGGUGGGAUUGUGAGAAUGCGUGGAUGCGAGCUGUGGCAAUGUUGACUGUUUUGAAGUGAGGUCUUCUUGGCAAUAGGUUGUGUAUCAGAGUGUGAUGGUGUCUGCGCUGUUUGGGUGUGUAGACUGGGACCCUUCAAUGAGUUCUUUGCGUUUUCUUCGUUGCAUAUGAUUAUUCUUAUCAGCCUUUUCUACAGGCGUGGGGUUUUGCGUGUUCUGCUCUAAGUUGGGCUAUGUAGCCUUUGCCAUUGUAUUUGGAUGGUUUCGUUGCUGUGUCGGGCGUGUGUGGUUGGGUUGUGUGUCCAUGAGCGAUUGUUUGACCGAUUUCGUUGUGUCGGGUUGGACGGUGUGUAGGCCUGACCAUACCGGUUUGUGGAUCAGUGCUGGGUUGUGCUUACUUUGUUUUCCUUCUAUUGGGUUGAGUCGUGUGUGGUCCUGGCCACAUUGGGUUGUGUGCCUGUGUGCUUGUGUCCUUUAGAGGUGCUUUUGCAAUCGCUGGAGUGGGGGAGGGAAGCGAGGGCGAGGGGGAGAUCCAGGAGCUGGUGGGACGGCGGCGUGGGGGCGGGGAUCGGGAUUUCACAUUUUAUUCCAAAUUAUGAUGUACUCGGGAGCCAGUGGUGGCGUGGAUGGGCGGACGGAGCCUGGUUGGCCGCUGUUCUGUCCAGAGGCCAGUUUGUACCUUGGUGUUUGGGGUCUCCUUGGAGAGCAGCAGGCUCUUCCAGGCUCGAAGCUGAGCUGCGCUAGCCGAGGCCGGCGCCUUCGAGCCGGUAGCCUUGGGUUUCUGCUCCUGUCGCACACCGGCUUCGCCCAUUUCUGGUCAGUUUCGCGGGUGCGGCCCCCGGGGUCUGGGGAAGAGGCCCUAAAAGGACAAUGGGCGCAUCCUUCAGGGUUUGCGCCUCGGGUGGGGACCCUCAGAAUGGUCGGGGGGGGCAUUUUUCGACCCCCUUCCCGGGUGAGCGCCCUUCGUGCGUGGGUACGGGUGCCCGUUGCGUCGUGACGCCUGCCAGGUCCGGGUCCGUGCUGCCAAAGCUUGGGAAGAAAGGAUUUUGUUUUGCCAGUUGUUGUUGCUAAUGCUGGGGUCGUCAUUAUCAUCAGCAUUAUCAUUAACACCCUAUUUUAAUUAAAAUGAUCAUCCAGGAGCGAGGCGGCUUGUCCCUUUCCUUUUGGCUCCUUUGGAGGAAGAACAAAGCGGCGUCCUCCCUCCCCUCUGUUUUUUAAGUUGCUGGGCUUGGGGUGGAGAGAAUAUGGAGAUAGGGACUGACACCGAGGCUCAGCCUUAAAGCGAAAAUUAACCCUGAACUAACAAACAGGGAGUGAGAGGAUCCGCCCUCCCCCACCCCAAUUUGGAUUAGAAGAGGAGAAAGACAAUCUCCCGCAUUGGAUUGAAACCGCAAGAAUUAUUCCUAUAUUUCCACCAACCCGGGGCAAAAAGAAAGAGGCCUCCGCAAAUAAUCCAAGACUUCGAUGUAUAAUCAUAAACUGGACGAUUCAGGCAAAACAAAUUAAACAAAACCCUGGUGGGGAGGGCAAACUAAAUCCCGUUACACCCUCGGAAGCAGUGUCAGGUUUGUUUUUACACUCCAUUUUGCCUUAUUUAUUGCUGCAACUAAUUAUUAGAAUUCUCCCCUACUAUGCCCAAGCACCAAAGAAUCGAAAAUCAUUGCGUAGGGACGACGGAGGACGGAGGAGAAGGUGGGAAUUCCCCGCCAUCCCUGUUUUUCUUUUUCUUGUUCUCCCUCCCUGCCGCACCCCUGGUUUUUUCUUAACAUGUAGGAAGAAAGGAACGGACCUGAAUGGACCAGGUACACUGCCUUCCCUCCCCCGCCCCUUCUGCUCACGCCGCUGCGACUCCAUUCCUUCGGGAAAGGACUGCCCCUGGAGUUGGGUUCUGGUUUCGCUUUGGGCUGGAAAUAAGAGGUGGGGGUCAAGGAGAGAAUGGAGGCACUCUGAGGUUCUGCCCCGUGGAUCAGGGUUUGAAGACUUGAUUCUCGUUUUCUGAUACACAUCCCCCAACCCAUCGGCGGGGUCCCGGAUGACCUCCUCUCUGUGUGGCUGCAGCCGGGUUCCGGAGGCAACCGCGUAGACACGUCGCGCUUAGAAAGCAUACUGCUUUUCUGAAAGGGACGGAUUCCGGUUGGAGGGUCUGAAAAUGUUCCAAGAAGCCUUCCGGGAGGGCUUGUUGUUCGUGGACUUAAUAGUUAUUCCUGAUUGGUCAGGUGUAGGGUUCUUUUGGGGGGGGGGAGAAGAUACCCCCAUUGGCUCCGAACACCUGCAGGUUGGAGGCAGAAAGCUAGUGGCUGUUCCUUGGACUGGUGGGUAGGGGCAUGAGGUAAUUCCCAACCAUUGACCCCCAUUACUCUCUCUCCCUCCCUCUCACCCUCUCUCUCUCCACCCCCAUCUUUCCUGGAAACUCGCUGUGGGCGAGGCAGACCACACUGGACCACACCACAGCCUAACUGCUGGCCUUUCAGUGAGAAAGGGGGAAAGUAAAGACCCAGGUCCACAACCUGGACUUGGGCUCCCGCCCCUCUCAGGGGGAGGAGCGGAGAUCCUAUUCAGAAGGGCCAGUCUUUCUGAAUAUGCCCCAGGCUUGUGAAAUGCGGACCAGACCCCACUGACCUCAGGAGCACUAUUUAAAUGCCCCGGCUCCACCGCUUCAGUCGCGCCGCCCUUCCAGACCAGGCAUGACUUAGGAGUCCGGCUGAGCAGAACCAGGUGGAGUGCGGGGAGGAUGACGGAGCAGCCGCCGAGCGAGGCGGCAUGCAGUGACCCCCCGCUAGAGGGACGGGACGCGGCUGAGGCCCGCAUGGCCCCCCCGCACAUUGUCCUGCUGAACGGCGUCGCCAAGGAGACGGGCCGCGCGGCCUCCGCAGAGCCCCCUGUCAUCGAGCUGGGCUCGCGCAGUGGCCCGGGGGGCGGCCCCGCCGGUGGGGGCGGUGCUGUGCGAGACUUAAAGGGCCGCGACGCGGCGGCGGCCGAAGCGCGCCAUCGGGUGCCCACCACCGAGCUGUGCAGACCUCCCGGGCCCGCGCCAGCGCCCGCGCCCGCGCCCGCGCCCGCGCCCGCGCCCGCCUCGGCCCCGGCGGACCUGCCCGGAGACGGCCGCAUGGUGCAGCUGAGCCCGCCGGCGCUGGCGGCCCCUGCCGCCCCGGGCCGCGCGCUGCUCUACAGCCUCAGCCAGCCGCUCGCCUCGCUCGGCAGCGGGUUCUUUGGGGAGCCUGAUGCCUUCCCUAUGUUUGCCACCAACAACCGUGUGAAGAGGAGACCCUCUCCCUAUGAGAUGGAGAUUACUGAUGGUCCCCAUACCAAGGUUGUGCGGCGCAUCUUCACCAAUAGCCGGGAGCGGUGGCGGCAGCAGAAUGUGAACGGGGCCUUUGCUGAGCUACGCAAGCUGAUCCCCACGCAUCCCCCAGACAAGAAGCUCAGCAAGAAUGAGAUCCUCCGCCUGGCUAUGAAGUACAUCAACUUUCUGGCCAAGCUGCUCAAUGACCAAGAGGAGGAGGGCUCCCAGCGGGCCAAGCCUGGCAAGGAACCAGUGGUUGGGGCUGGUGGGGGUGGGGGUGGGGGUGGUGCGCCCUCAGAUGACCUCCUGCAGGACGUGCUCUCCCCCAACUCCAGCUGUGGCAGCUCCCUGGAUGGGGCAGCCAGCCCAGACAGCUACACAGAGGAGCCAGCACCCAAGCACACAGCCCGCAAUCUCCAUCCUGCCAUGCUGCCUGCCACUGAUGGAACCAGCCCUCGGUGAUGGGUCUGGGGCCACCCAAGGGACCAGCUAGGAGGGUACCCUUAGGCCACUGGGAUGGUGGGCUUCAGGGCAGGUGAAGCAAGCCUUGGGCAGCUCUCAAGUGGGCAGUGAACUUGAUGAGCUUUUCUCGAUGUCUGAACUUUGGGAAGCCCUAACUGACCCUGGGGUGGACUUUUCUGUUUACUGGCCCAAUAGGAUAACAAAAAAAUGGAGCAAAGUGGUAGGUACUUUUUAUGAAGACGGCACGGUCUUCCCCUUCCCCCAAAUCCCUAAGACUGCUUUCGGCCUGGAGUUUGGGAAUCCUGUCUUUGUUGAGACCUGGGGUUGUCAGCUUUCCCCUGGGGCAUCCACCAGCCUCUGCCUUGUCUUCAGCCCCUACCAGGCUGGCUGGGGUGGCUUAUGUGGCCGCUUCUGUCCAAUAUGUAGGUACCCAACAGCUUCCCAUUUCUUAAGCCCCAUCUUCACCCAGGCCUAUGCUGAUCCACCCAGCUCGACAGCUGCUGCAGAGAGUCCCAAGACUUCAGGUGCCUUCUUCAGGGCCUGGCUGAAGAAGAUGGCCAGUGGACACAGCCUGCUUUCAGCUAGCUGGGCCAGAGGGGCAAAUAGCCCUUACUCCUUGCCCUGGGGAUCAAUGCUCUGCAUCAUCCCCACUGAGACUUGCCUUCCUGACCCUUGUGGCUGUAGGGACUGAGUCUGCAGCCUGUGCCCUGUCGGGCUUUAUGUGAAGGCAGAGAAAGGGCUCUGGGAAAACGAUAAAGAGAGAAAUGGAGCAAAAGAUAUUUUGGGCAUAUGGGCUUCAAAUCCAGCUGGUGUCUCAGAGUGACAUGCCUGUAUUCUCAGCUACAUGUCACUGUUCAUUCUGGUGGGCAUGUGCCAGGGUGUUGAUGGCAUACGCUGGUGCUGAAUAGAUGCAGCCCUGUCUGGGCGUUCCCCUAGAUGCUUAGAGGGACCUCCCUGCUACAGGAUGUCUGCUUGCUGAUGGUCUGGUCUAUAUCCUGAAUUGAGCACAGACUCUGUCCUAUGAAUUCCUUGCAUUUGGAUUUUUGUUUAACUUCAGUUUUUUUCAGUUAUUGUUGGGAUCUUUAGGUCUCCAUAUGACCCAGGAUACAGCCCCACUUCUAGAGCUUGGGGAGUCCAGUCAGAUAUCAGGCCCUGGCCAAGACCCAAACACAUAUGCAUUCACUUGGCCAAAUAUUAAGCAUUCCUAGACUGUGCAGCUUUCAGUCAUCAAAGGUGUGUAUGGGAGGAUGACUUCAUGCAAUAGGAGUGUCCCACUCAAAAAGUUGUACAUGAAAUCUUUACCCUUCGUCUUUUAAAGAAAUACAACAGCAAGUCCCUUUGUAAAGUGAAGAAUCCUUUUGUAGAGUGGACUACUGCCCCCUCAUUUGUCUCCUGUGUCUAUCAAGAUGGUAAGAUGUGGUUUUCAUAAGGCUAGGCCUGCCUGUAGCUUGCAUUCCAAGCCCAGGGAACCGACUGCACAGAAGCCCUAGAUACCUGUUAUUGUACCCUCAAGUCAUCCCCAGCCCUCCGCCACCAGGUUCUGCCUUUGAGGUCAGAGGAAAAUGCCAUUUUGUGCAAGAACCCAUCACUCUGGCUGUCAGGAAAGCCCCUUGCAUGUCUUGAGUUUCAGCACAGUGGCUUUCCCUGGCAGUGUUGGGGCCUCAAGUCCAGCCAUAUCCAGUCUGGUCCGGGAAAUGAUCCCUGCUCCUCUCCUCUUGCUUUUAAGUUCUGAGGUCCAGUUUUGGGGGAUGGUAGCAAUGUGGUUAACCCUUUGGGCACUCUGACUCCCUAUCCCACUUCAGCCCCUGAAAACUGUAUUUUGAUAAACAGCAUUGGUUCCUUUCCAGUGCUUGGUAGGGCCUUUGAGAAAUUCCAUCUGUCUAAAGAUGGAGCAGCUGCCCUAAGUUCUGAGACUCUGCUUGCUUCCCAAUGGAUUAAUUUGAUUUGGGAGUGACAAGUUGCCACACUGUGGAUCGGUGUGUGGAUUUUACAAGAUGGAUUAUACAUUCUAUCAGGAACUCAAGCUUCUAGUUUUCUCUUCUCCCAGACUUGUGGUGUGACCUGGAUAAGCUUUCUGAGCAUCGGUUUCUCAUCAUAUACCCUGGUCUGGCUUGUCUCUUAGGACUAUGGAUUGAAUGAGAUCAUGAAAGUAGAAGGGAUUUGAGACCAGAAAGAGCUAUGUUACCCUCAAUAUGAGUCCUGCAGUAGGGUUUCCCAAGCUGAGUCUGGGAUCUGGGCAGUGGUGUAGUCUGCUUGAUUGCACAGCUUUUGGGUCUAAACCACUUUUGCCUGAGUUAUCUCGAUUGUCCUCAUUUCCCCAGAUUGUCUUCAUUUCUGUCUCAUUCCAAGGCAAGGGAUAGGAGUGAGAGUGGAAAGGAGAUAUAGGAACAUGGACAGAAUGUAAAAUAUACUUCUUACUACUCAAAAUGGUCCUGGGGUAGAAAAGAGCAAGGCUCAGGUUUUUGUGAGAACUAAAUAAGAAGAUACACAAUUUUAUUUUCAUUUCUACUUACCACCCCAUACCCUUCUCUUCCCUCUAUCUCCUCCUUACCCCUUGAAGAAAUGGCAUCAUUCCAAGAACAGUAUCUAUAUAAAAGAGAAAAAAUAUAAAGUUAAUAAAAUUUUGAGGAGAAAAAAAAAA